UCCGUUGCAGACCCAUCAGCCUCCUGACACAGACUUGCACGGACACUGCAGUGAGCUCCAGACCUGGGUCUGACCUCUUCAGUCUCCAGCCUGCAGACACCCUCUGCACGCUUCCUCAUCCAACUCUGUGGCUGACCAUUCUGGAAAAUACUGAAGCCUCUUGGAUGCCAGGAGCAGACAGGACACCAGGAAAAAUCAGUCAUCUGAAUCUGUAGCCCAUGCACUGGGGCUCAGCUCUUCCACCUGGACCAGACCCCAGAGGCAGUAGAAACCAUAAACGGACACAGGAUCCUAUAUGCAAAUUUCUCAGAGAUGGAAGAAAAAUGCCCGACAUAUGCACAGGUGAAGAAACCUCUUACUUCCAAGAAGCACAAGCAAAAGAAUAACACAAAAGUGCAGCCAAUUUACUCAGAAGUGGAGGAAUAUUCUUUAUGCACCAACCAAACAAACAUACAAACUGAAUCAGCUGAAGAAAAAGAGCCUUCAGUUCCCUUAGCCUGGUGCCUCACAGUGUUGAUUCUUGCUGGCUCAUGUUUCAUUCUCCUUCUGACAACCGGAUUUUUGGGUUUCAAAGUUUUACAGUGUGACCCAAAGCCUAAUCUGAAAAAUGCAACACAAGAGGAUGAAUCCCCUGUCCAAAGCCUGCCAGGCACAUCGGAACAAACCAGCACAGAAAAGGACAAGAGAGCACAUAAAGUUAAUUGGUCAUGUUGUGGAGAGAGCUGUUAUUAUUUCUCACGGGAAAUGAAGAACUUUGAAGACAGUAGGAAACGCUGCAAAGAAAUGGAUUCCACUCUUCUUAAGAUAGAAGAUACACAGGAACUGAACUUUAUUCAAAGCCAAAUAUCUUAUUUCUCUUGGAUUGGAUUGUCCCGUGAAGGAACAAGUAGCCCGUGGACAUGGGAAGACAAAUCAACACCCAUUAUCCAAAGUGCUUGGAGAGAGUCAGAGUCUGAAAACUGUGGAAGAAUAACACCCACAAAGAUGACUGCUCUUAACUGUUCCAGAUUAAUAACCUAUAUCUGUGAGAGGAAAAAUGUUUGUCUUGCUGCCACAUAAUGAGAACAUCAUCAACAAAACAAACAAUAAUUUUCCUUAUGAAAACCCAGAUCUGUGGAAGCUUUUUUGUUGGGUGUAUGUGUAUGGUACCCUCUGAUUGAGGUGAAUGGAAACUUAUUAGAAUGACGUGCAACAGACUCACCAAUUCUGCUCCUUUCACAUGAAGAUGAACUAACCACAUGUUAGAGUGUAAGCUGCUGAAGGAAAAGAGCACCAGCAUGUCUGAUGAGGACAAAGAACCAUAGUUCUGUCAGCAGUUCACACAACUUAGAGGUCUUCUAUAAACUUCCAGGACUACCAUGACCAUUUUGUUAGGAAGUGAUAAAAUAGUAAAGAAGGUCAUGAUUCUGUAUGAAGUGUUCUGAACUACUCUAUGAUCCACUAUCUUCUAAGAGGUACUGAAGAAAUGGAACUGUGUCUCUAAUCAAGUAUAAAUCUCCUACCUGUACCACACCCAAUACUUCUCUACUCCUUCACAAAUCCAAAGUUUGAUUCUCAAUUUCCUCAUCAGUAAAAAUCUUCCAGACUGCUUUCUGAAGUAAUUGUACCAUUUUGCAUUCCUACCAGUGACAGAGUAAAGUUCCAUUUGCCCACACCCUUUUAACAUUUAGGAUUGUCCAUCUGUAAAACCAUUUGAUAAGGGUGUAUGGUAUUUUAACCUUAAUUUGUAUUUCCCUAUGAAUAAACUAUGUAAACAUUUUUCUUGAGUUUUUCAUCAACCACACAUCUACUAGGAU
Chinchilla lanigera (long-tailed chinchilla) is the source of this 1796-nucleotide messenger RNA. Its product is annotated as C-type lectin domain family 7 member A-like. Bases 313 to 1059 code for a protein of 248 amino acids. The transcript is spliced from 9 exons. Lineage: Eukaryota; Metazoa; Chordata; Mammalia; Rodentia; Chinchillidae. The record is from RefSeq and is a predicted model, not a curated record.